AUGGGAAAAGACUACUACAAGCUGCUCGGCAUUGAGCGUUCUGCAGACGAUGCACAGAUAAAAUCUGCCUACAAGAAAAUGGCGCUAAAAUGGCAUCCUGACCGGAACCAAGGCUCAGAAGCAGCCAGUCAGAAGUUCAAAGAGAUUUCAGAAGCCUUUGAAGUACUCAGCGACAGCAAUAAGCGCGCAAUAUAUGACCAGUUCGGUGAAGAAGGCCUCAAGUCUGGCGGUCCUGUGCCUGGACAAGGCGGAGGCGGGCCAGGUUUUUCGUCUAGUGGAUUCAGUGGAUUCCCCGGUGGGAGCUCUUUCCCCGGCGGAGCAACGUUUUCGUUCUCGUCCAACGGGCCUGGGGCUAGCGGGUUCCAUGCAACUGAUCCCAACGCUAUCUUCGAAUCUAUAUUCGGCGGCGGUUCGCCGUUUGGUGGUGCCUUUGGAGGUAUGGGCGGCAUGAAUGGAAUGGGGGGCAUGGGCAGUGGAAGGACCCGCACUACCAGACCUCCCAAGCCACAACCACGAUCGCACACGAUGUUCGACCAAGAUAUCGACAUGGACGACCCUGGGAUGUUUGGCUUUGAUAUGCCUGGCGCUAUGCCCGGUGGUGGAUCACGAAAACGCAAUGCUUCGCCUUCAAAACCGGCCGCACCGACAGAAAUCACCCGACCGCUCAAACUCUCCCUCAACGAGCUCUAUUCUGGGACCACGAAACGCCUGAAAGUCGGUCGCAAGCUGAUAGACGGGACAAACGAGGAAAAAGUGCACGAAAUCCAUGUGCAGCCAGGCUGGAAGAGCGGCACGAAGGUCCGUUUCCCCCACGCAGGGAACGACGUUCCUGGAGGAGAAGCUCAGGAUCUGGUAUUCGUUGUCGAGGAGAAGCCCCACGAAACAUUCGAGCGAAAAGGAAACGAUCUUCUGUGCAAGGUGUCGAUACCGCUGCUUGAUGCGUUGACGGGGUCAGGCGGCAAGAAAGUCGUAGAAGCACUCGAUGGACGGAAACUGCAAAUUGCCGUCCCACCUGGCGUUGUCAAGCCUUUUCAAGAGACGAUAGUCAGCAACGAGGGCAUGCCGAUACGCAAAGACGGGAGUGUUAGGACAAAGGGUAACUUGGUUGUACAGUGGGACGUCAAGUUCCCUGAUAGCAUCACGCCGACACAGCGAGAGGGUUUGCGCAGAGUAUUAGCAUAA
Messenger RNA from Mycena indigotica, 1182 nucleotides. Its product is annotated as DnaJ-domain-containing protein. The transcript has 4 exons. The coding region runs from base 1 to 1182 and encodes 393 amino acids. Gene Ontology annotation, biological process: translational initiation. Gene Ontology annotation, molecular function: protein-folding chaperone binding. Lineage: Eukaryota; Fungi; Basidiomycota; Agaricomycetes; Agaricales; Mycenaceae. The record is from RefSeq and is a predicted model, not a curated record. Gene Ontology annotation, cellular component: cytosol.